GGAAGUUUCAUGGACCAAACUGACCGGAUACCUCCCCCCAACCCUGGGAAAACUCUCCAAGCUCAAGGAACUGUCUCUGAAUGAAACUGCAGUAACAUGCCCCCCUGACAGCACCCCAUGUGUGGUUCAGCAGUCUUCUCAAAGCGCGUUUUGCAGCGAAUGCCCCUCCUUCUGCACUACUUGUGUCAAGUCAGCACCACCCCCCCCCUCCCCACCUCCAGCAUCCCCCUCCCCACCUACAGCGUCCCUCUUACCACCUCCAGCGCCCCCCACAACGGCCCCAUCCUCCUCCUCUUCAAGCCCCCCCCGCACGCCUCAAUCGCCUCCCUCCCAGUCGGGAGGCGGUCUCUCUGUGGGAGCCAUUGCCGGCAUUGCUGUGGCUGCUGUGAUGCUGCUGUUCAUUGGCGUGCUGCUGGGGUGGCAAGUCUACAGGAGAUUAGCACCACGUGCUGCUGCUGCAGGCCGGGCUCGCAGCAUGCCGGGAGCUCAAUGCGCAGACCCUCACUCUGAUGAUGGUGAAACGAGCUGCCACAUUCUGCAAUGGGUGGAGGAGUGCAUUUCCUCCAAAACAACAGGCCCCUUGAAGGACCCGAGCAUGGACGCCCCGGACGAUGCUGUGCUGCACCUGGCCCAGCUGGCCCUCUCCUGCACCGUCGAGUGCACUGCAAGCCGGCCCAGCAUGUCAGACAUUGCCAACGAGCUGCAGGGAAUCAGGCACGAGGUGGUGGGGAAGGAGGAGCUGAGUGCAGCGGUGAAGGUGGAUGAGGAAGCAGAAGAGAUGGGAAUUGGGAUGUCGUUUCGGGGUAACUUGAACACCGACCUGGAAGCCAUUGAGACGAUGGAUGAAGAAGAGUCCAAUGGGGAGCAAUCAGCCAAGUCUAUUCAGUGA
Closterium sp. Naga37s-1 is the source of this 889-nucleotide messenger RNA. The record is from the annotation of a GenBank genome assembly. NCBI's taxonomy places the organism in Eukaryota, Viridiplantae, Streptophyta, Zygnematophyceae, Desmidiales, Closteriaceae.